This is a messenger RNA of Procambarus clarkii (red swamp crayfish), 9970 nucleotides long. RefSeq lists its product as uncharacterized. Gene Ontology annotation, biological process: regulation of dendrite morphogenesis; protein polyubiquitination. Lineage: Eukaryota; Metazoa; Arthropoda; Malacostraca; Decapoda; Cambaridae. Gene Ontology annotation, cellular component: cytoplasm. The record is from RefSeq and is a predicted model, not a curated record. Gene Ontology annotation, molecular function: ubiquitin protein ligase activity; protein binding.
GUUGACAUGCAUGGUGUUAGUCUACUAUUGAUCUGUUUGCUGAGAGCAGCUAGAGCAGCGAGCUCUCAGGUGUUCCACACUGACAGCCUUACUCGAGACUGUUUUAGAGAUAAUGUGUGAGAGAUUAAAGAUGCAAGGAGCUGAGAUUUUGGACUAUGCUUGCUGAUGUUUCCCAGGAACCUGUAGACCAUGACAUCUCUCACAACACCAACACUUGGCAAAAUGGUUUAGAUGGUAGCGUGGGGGGCAGUGGUGGCAGCAGCACUGGGGGGAUGACAACUAUGUCUCAUUGUCCCGAUGCACCACCCAGUCCCGAACCUGCUACCAAUGCCCCCUGUACCCCUGCAUCAUCUUGCUUCCUCACCCUCAGCCGUAAUUGCAUUGGGGCAAGCUCUAAUGAAUGUGUUACUGUCCGAUGGAAUUUGCCACAAGAUCAAGUAUCUCCGUCUGAUUGGCUUGGCCUCUAUUUAGCAGGUGACUGCAGUCCCGAACUGUGUGUGGAUCAGAGACGGAUUAAUGGGCAGUCGGAGGGAGAACUAUGCUGGACCAUCGAUGUUCCUGCACUCUUGCCAAGAAAUGUAGGGAAUAUAGUAAUCUGUUACCACAGUGGAGAAGAGAGCAGUAAUGCAUGUUUGGGGUCAUCUGCGGUGCUACGUGUUGUAAGAUUAAGUGAUGGGUCUGCCUCUGACUCGUCAGAAGAUGAGACCCUUCAUCCAUCAUUGACCCUGCAGCGCUCUCUCUCCUGCAUAAAGUUUAUCCAUUUCACACUUUCAAAUAUUUCUGCUCAUGGACUGCGGAGAGGUAUAUUUUUCCAACCCGACCCUUAUGUGAAGCUACGUAUACUUCCUGGUGAAUCCCAGACACUGUUACCUCAUCAUGGGCAGGAAUCCCGAUCCUCUGUGGUGGAGAACACCAUAAAUCCAUCUUGGAAAAGACAGGAAUUCACCUUUGUUGCAUAUUUACAUGAUGUAUUGGAAGUUGAAUUAAAGGACAAGUUUGCUAAAAGUCGGCCUAUCAUCAGUCGUUUUCUUGGUCGACUUACCAUCCAGGUAGCUACACUCAAAGAACGUGUUAAAAGUGGAUUAUCAGGGAUUAUAGACUUUCCAUUAAGUAGCAAGAAUACAGCAGAUUCAGUGUCUGGCCACGUGUACUUCACAGUAACGUUCGCUCUUCCAUCAAAUGCUGCAGGGAUCUGCACAGGCCAUGGUGGACUGGAGUGCCCUGGAGAGCAAGAUGCAAUGCAACUGAAGGCUAAUACACUAAUUGACACUUGUGGUGAUGAAGAGUUAAUUACUAAUGGCCAUUUAGGAUAUAGGAAACAUAUCAUGAGGUCAAAUAAUAAUGUUACAGUAAAUAAUGGAAUUAGUACAAGUUUAGGGGAUGAAGUUGUUUUAAAUGGGGAUGUGAUACUUGAUGAAGUGAGGGCCAACAGUGAUGAACGGACAAAUACCAGUAGUAGAGAGUCGGAUUACUCUCCAAUAUGGAAGUAUUCAUGUAAAGUUCCUAAUGUUACCAGUCAAAUAAAUCCAGGUGAGUCCAAUGGUGGGGAAGAAGCCAUAUAUGAAACUGUGUACCCAGCUGAAGACUAUCAGAAUCAGGAUGGAGAUCUUGCUGCUGUUGGUAGCGAAGUGAGUGGGGCAUUGAACAGUGAGUCUAGUCAACCAGUAAGUGAUGAGGAUUCCCCGCCUCCUCUUCCACCAAGGACUAAAUCCCUUCAGAAGUCUUUUGCAGAUUCUGGUCAUCGGCCAUUAGAGCGCUCCAUGGCAGUUCAGCUUGGUCUUCCCCCACCAUUUCCCACAGUGGUUAAAAAGCGCCCAAUGCCACUACCAACUACUGUAGGAAAUGGACAGGCCAACACAUUAGCUGGAACUGGUACACCUGGGAAAGUUUAUAAUGGUGUGAAUGAACAGAGUGUUAGACCAAAGGCUACCCAUCUUAGUGCCAGCUCUCAGUCUAGUGGUGAUAGUGAAAGUAGUGGAGCAAGCUUUUGGGAGGGUAAAAGAAUGCAGUAUUCCAUGGAAGGAUCAUUUUCCUAUGACAUUGUUGAUUUGGAUGAUGCUUUACAAGUUUCUGAAACAUUGCAUAAUCAAAUUGAUGUAGAUAGUCAGUGCCAAGCUACAGAAUCUUCAACUCAGGGACCUCAUUCAUCUUUGCAAUCAUCUUCUUGUGCUUCCAUGGAAAGUGAACCUUCAGAGGAUAUAAUUAGACCUUCCAUGUUUCAAAAUGCUCUGGAUGAAGUUUCCACUACACUAGAAGGGAAAUUUUCAAUCGAUGCUGCUGGUGCUUGUAGUACCGUGGCACCACUUGCAACACCAGAACAAGAUUCAAGUCUUCUUCAGGAAACAACUUCCACAGACACACUAUUAGAAAAUUCUGAUGAAACCUUGGAACCAGAUUUCAAUGUGAAUUAUAGUGAAGCAUGCCUAACUAAAUGUCCUGAUAAUGUCAACAGUGAUAGUGAAAAUGCUACCUAUGAUGCUAGUGUACCGUGUGUUGAAAGCUUUAAAUCCCACAGACAUUCUUUUCCAGAAAUGGUAAAUAACCAAAGUGAUUCUGUAUCUAGUCCAAUUAAUAUAACAGGUGAAUGUGAUAUGCUGUUCAGUACUCAAGAAAGGGAAAGCACAGCGCUGGAAAAUAUUAUAAGUGAUGCUACAAACCAGUUGAGUAUAGCAGCAGAAAGUGUAAAUAAUUAUGAUGAACAAGGUGAAGAGUCUAGAAUGGCUGCUAGUUGCCUUAGUCCUAAAUCAGAUACACUACAUUCUGAUGGCCUUGAUCAGGAAGGCAUAGCAAUGCUUAGAGUUGCAAGAGAGGGAUCAAUCUCGGCUCGCUCGCCAUCUCCAAGACUGAGCGAUUCCCUCCAGGUAUCUAGUUCUACCUCUGAAUCUAUGUCACCUAUUAGUGGAUCAGUGACUUGUUCUGUGUCUUCUCAAGCUGGUGAGGAUGGCAGAAGAGGCUCUGAAUCAACUUGCAUGGUGAUAAGUACUGAAAGUUCAUCCUCCAAUUCUGUCUUUGCAAGUCCUACUACAGAAACAAAUGAUUUGAAUGUUGAAUCAUUAGCAUCUGCUUCAUUCCCUGUGGAUCUGAACAUUCCAUCAGAUUCUUCAAAGGAGUCCCAUACUAUAACUCAGGACUCCCAGGAACCUAGUGUAAGACCUCGAAAAGACCAAACUUGCCAGGGAUUGAUCACAAAUGAAGAUGAAGAUAUUCCACCUGCUGUUCCACCACAUAAGCCACACCAUCGUCUCUUGAAAGCUUUAGUUCACCCACCCCUUUGUCCUCCAACUCCAACACAUCAUGCCAAACCUCAGCCUCCAGAACGUACAACUAGUGAUAAAAGAGAAAAAGAAGCAAGUAAUAUGGGAAAGGAAGAUGGACGUGAGAGAGAGGAGAAACCUGGAUCCUCUCAUCAUCCCAAAUUAUCCAGACAGCCAUCUCUUCGUGAUUGGCUUAGAAGAUACCCAAAGGUGGAGGUAGCUUUUGAUGAGCCUCUUCCUUCAAAUGUAGAAGCUCGGAAAGACAGCCAUGGGAGAAUUUUCUUUAUAGAUCAUGUUGCCAAAACAACAUCAUGGGAAUGGCCUCCUCCAAAGCCAUUAUCAACCCACCGUCCUUUGUUCUUCGUACCUCAGGUGGACAAUGAAAAAAGACGCUCUUUAUGUGAAAGUGGAGAGAGUGAGUGUAGUGGGAGUCGGACUAGUAGUCGUGUAGUUACCCCAGAACCAUCCACUCCAACAUCUGCAUCAGGUAUGCUGCCUGAAGAAGUUUGUAUAAGUCCUGAAAACUGUGAUGAUGGAGCUCUCAUGCAAUCACCAUCACCACCACCACCACCACCAACAAUGUCUCCGCCUCUCUCUCUGAGUGAGUUAACAAAUAGUACCAGUGGAGGAUCGGGGACAGUUAUAAAUGGGGCAAUAGCUGCUCCAUUAGCAAAUGUCAUGGCAAUGUCAACAGUAGCAGCAUUACCAGGAGCAACUGCACUAUUAUCAGAAUCAAAUAGUGACAGAAGAAGGCAAGAAGAUGACAAAGAGACUGACGAUGAAAAAGCUCCGACACCACCACCCCGUCCACAUCAUCGACUUGCUCGCCCAUCACCGCCACUCCCACCACCACUUCCUCAACAGUGUCCCCCUACACCCACACAUCAUGCUCGACGCCCUCACCAUUCCAUUGCUAAUGAUCAGGAUGUUGGUGGACAUACGGAGCGCCACAGUCGAACCAUGCGGUUACCGUCCAUUCCAGAAAGAACUAUCAAAUUCCAGAGAGUUGAAAUUCAACCUGGCGAAGAGCCAUUACCAACCAACUGGGAGGCACGCAUUGACAGUCAUGGGCGAAUUUUCUACAUUGAUCAUGUCAAUAGGACAACUACAUGGCAACGACCUUCAGGUAACGACACAGCCCAGACUCAAAGAAAUCAGUCCACAAAUCAGCUCCAGAGACAACAAUUGGAUAGAAGGUACCAGAGCAUCCGCCGGACAAUUACCUCCAGGAGAAUGGAGAUGGAUGAUUUCAGUGCAUCAGGUUCUGCUACUCUCUCUUGUUCCACUUCUACCCCAGCACUUGCUUCCUCGUCAUCAGUUCCAGCCUUAUCAUCAUCCACAUCAACUUCCACUAGCAAUGUGACUACACCAACAUCCAUCUCAAGUAUUUCUUCCUGUACUAUGACUUGCACAUCAACAUCUGUUCAGUCUCCUUCAUCCUCAACUUCAUCUGCCAGUUCUUUUACUCUUUCAACAUCCUCCACCACCCUUCCUGCUCCUUCAUCUUCCGCGUUUCAUCCUCCACCUUCUAAUUCUGGAUCAUCCACAUCAUCCUCAUCUGUGACCAGUGAUAGAAUGGAUAUGUUGCUUCAGUUGCCAGCAGUGAAGUUUCUUACGAGAUCUGACUUCUUCAGCGUCCUACAUAUGAAUGAUGAAGCCUGUGCAGUCUAUGAAAGAAGUGCAUCCCUUCGGCAUAUGAUUUCCAGAGUGCGACGUGAUCCAGCAGCAUUUGCACGUUACCAGCACAACCGUGACCUUGUCAAUCUUGUUAAUUUAUUUUCAGAUAAAGAACGUGAUUUGCCUCUUGGAUGGGAAGCUAAAUAUGAUCGUUCAGGGAAGCUAUUCUUCAUUGAUCACUCCAGUAAAACUACAUCAUUCAUGGAUCCCAGACUUCCCAUUGAUGCUCCUUUUAUAAAUGCAAGCAAGUUAGCAUUGCCAAAUCAUCAUCGCAGAUCACGUUCUCCUGGAGAUGAGGAUGCUGCCCGGGUUCCCAUUCCCCCGCCACGCCCACCUACCACAAUUGGCAGUGUUUGUGGUGGCAUCGCUGCACACGUCACCCCUAACAUUCCUACUGCCUACAAUGACAAGGUGGUUGCUUGGCUUCGUCAGGCCAACAUUAUGGAUAUUCUCUGCGAGAGGCAUAGUGGUCUUCGUACUUCACCAGCCCUCAGAGACAAGGUCACAGCUAUUAGAGUUGAUGGCACCACAGCAUUGGACAGACUCAGUCACGAUGUUGACCUUACCAUAGUACUUAGUUUGUUUGAACAUGAGAUCAUGUCGUAUGUGCCACCAACAAUUGGUAUAUCUCCUCGUGGCUCCCCACAACCAUCUCCUCAAGCCUCACCAGGACUGGCAAGGGCAAAUGCUCGUGCACCAGCCCCGCACAGAAGGGACUUUGAGGCAAAGCUCAGGAAUUUUUAUAGAAAACUCGAAGGCAAAGGCUAUGGGCAAGGUCCAAGUAAACUCAAGCUCAACAUACGGCGUGAUCACUUGCUAGAGGAUGCAUUUAAUAAGGUUAUGGGAGCCAGUAAGAAGGAUCUUCAAAAGUCAAAAUUAUACAUAACAUUCUAUGGGGAAGAAGGACUUGAUUAUGGUGGACCAUCUCGAGAAUUUUUCUUCCUUCUAUCCAGAGAACUCUUUAAUCCUUAUUAUGGCCUGUUUGAAUACUCUGCAAAUGAUACAUACACAGUGCAGAUUUCUCCCAUGUCUGCAUUUGUCGACAACUACCAUGACUGGUUCAGGUUUUGUGGGAGGGUGCUGGGCCUGGCUCUAGUUCAUCAGUAUCUGCUUGAUGCAUUCUUUACCAGACCAUUCUACAAGGGUCUACUACGCAGUCCUGUGUCAUUAUCGGAUGUAGAGUCUCUAGAUUCUGAGUUUCAUCAGUCUCUCUUGUGGGUGAAAGACAAUGACAUCACAGAUAUGUUGGAGCUCAACUUUUGUGUUACUGAAGAGAUAUGUGGGCAUGUGGUUGAAAAGGAUCUCAAGCCUGGUGGGAAAAAUAUUGCUGUUACUGAGAGAAAUAAAAAGGAAUAUCUGGAAAGAAUGGUGAGAUGGCGCUUGGAGCGAGGGGUAAGCGAACAGACAGAGAACAUGGUUCGUGGCUUCUAUGAGGUUAUUGAUCCCCGUUUGGUUGGAGUAUUUGAUGCCAGAGAAUUGGAACUGGUUAUUGCUGGCACCCUGGAGAUUGAUGUUGCUGACUGGAGGAAGAAUACAGAAUACAGAUCAGGUUACCAUGAUUCUCACCCUGUGAUCCAGUGGUUUUGGUUAGCCAUUGAGCGUUUUGACAAUGAGCGUCGUCUACGAUUAUUGCAGUUUGUUACAGGCACCUCCAGUGUGCCUUAUGAGGGCUUUGCAGCUCUCAGAGGCAGUAAUGGACCUCGCCGAUUCUGCAUUGAGAAGUGGGGCAAACCAUCUAGUUUACCCAGAGCUCACACAUGUUUCAACCGUCUUGAUCUCCCGCCUUAUCCUUCUCCGGAGAUGUUGUACGACAAAUUGCUCUUGGCUGUGGAAGAAACAUCAACAUUUGGCAUUGAGUAAUCAUAUCUUAGUGCUAUAAAUUGAUUAACAGUUGAUGUGUGUAUAUUUAACUGACUGUCAGUGAUGGAAUAACGUGUAGGAACCUUAUUUUUUGUGAAGUCUGGUGAAUUGUUAAUAAUGCUAACACAUUGUUAUCAGGUAUUUUAAGCCUCAUUAAGAGUUUUCAAAGGGGGUCUCUCAUGAAAUAUUAUGACCUACCAUUAUUUUUCAUAUGGUGUACUUUAUGAAAGUAAAUCAUGCAUGAUCCCUUCCCUGUGAUGUAGUUCCCACAGUCUGACUUUAAUAGUCAUACCUCUUGCCAGUGCAGUAUGUAAGAUUAAUUUGAUAUAUAUUUUACAGCUUAUAAUAUGCAGAUUGUCUGGAGAUAAAGUUCAUUCAUGACAAAAUCUCUUUCCUUUACAAAAGUUCAAUAUUCUCAUGGAUUUUAAAGAUUUCAUCAUGUAUUUUAUAAAGCUUCAUACUUUCUUUUUUACUUGAUUAUGUACUUCAUUCAGCCUGUAUAUUUAGCCAUGCUGAGUGAAUUUUAGAGCUUAUAUUUCUAUCUUUGAGUGAUUUAUCUCUACUCCACUGUACAAUAUAAACAAUUUCUGAAUGUAUAAAUUUGAUUUAUAUUUAAUCAGUUUUGCAUUAAAAGAUUUUAAUCUGUGCUAUAACUCCUCCUGUCUUUUAUGUUUUUCUCUGAAUAUAUGAUUAUUCACUUUGUAGACAAGGAUACUCUUCAGUUAAUUGAUUUUCAUUUAGGGUAGAGCCAUGCAUCAAAGAAGUGGCUCGUAAGUGUAGGCAUUACAAAGGCCAGUUUUUAAAGUAUUGAUAUAUAGUCACUAAGUUUAUAUUUAUUUAACAUGAAUAAUUGGCAUUGCCCGGAAAGGCCAAUUUCAUGUAAGUGAUAAUAGUAUUGUAAUUUGUAAAUAAUUCAAAAUAAGGGAGUUUAAGCUCUCCUGUUCUUUUUUGUAGUUUAAUUUAAGACAGCUUUCUUGACUUAGAGAUUAGGAUAGAUGGCAGCUAGGAAAGGUCAUUAUAUUUGCAUUAUAUACAAGUAUGCGUGUACAUAUAUGUGUUUGUGAAAAGUGAGUAAUAUAACGAGCAGUGAUACACAGUGUCAUUAUACAGUAUUCACUGUCACACCCAGCAAUAACAAACUCUCCAGGAAGAUGUUCGAGUUAUCUCCAUAGUAACUUAUGGCUUUCCUCUUGGCAAGUUUAUACAAAAAAUUUUAACAUUAUAGUCAGUUCUACAUACAGUAUACUUUUAUUUAAAUGAAAAUAAUUGUAAGAAAUACAAAUUUUACCAUUUCUGUAAAUUUACAUUGUGUGUGUGGGGGUGUGUGUACACACACAUACACAUACAUGCAUACAUGAGAAUAAUCACACUAUAUCACUUAUAUGAUCAAACUCAAGUUUUUCCCAAUACGUUACAUAAAUAAGGGGGGUUGUGUCAUACGCAGAUACAUGUGCAAGCAUUAGACAUCGGGGAGAAUGUGACCAGGGCAGUAACUCUCGGCUACUGUCUUAACCAAUAGUUGUGAAGAAAUUAUAACUAAGAAAUCAAUCAUGUAAGGGAUUUUAUUGAUCUUUUGCUUGCAUCAGGCACUUAUUAUUUUCAAUAAGCCCUUUACAUGAUUAACCAAGAAAUUUGUGUAGUUAAAUAUUGAGUUAGCUGUAUGGCUCCUAGGUGGCUUACUCUUCCAGUACACACUUUACCUCUUGUUAAGUUAUUUGAAUUUGAUAAGCUGUAUAUGUCUUUGUGUAAUGUAACAUAUUCCAGUUACUCAAGUGUUUUUUGCAAUUUUGCUUAAUUAGUGUGAUAUCAAUCUGCAGAUUUAGUUUGGUACUUAUAAAUGUACAAGUAUUUUACUACUUCCAUCAGCAGUAAGAUUUGUUUUAUUUUGAAUGUGAUACAUAUGUACAUACACAGUUUAGUAUUACUCUUACACAGAAAACUGUUUACAUUAAACUUUUGUGUAUGAUAUGAUAAUAGCAACUACAUAAUACAAAUUAUAAUGUUAUUUUCAUGUACUUGGUGUGUUAGUUUAUAAGUACCUAUAGUACCUGCUUUCUGUUCCAGGUUAGGCUGACCAUUAAUAUUAGGUGUUUUUAUUUAUUGGAGUCUAAGUUGUGUCACACCUGGUUUAUUUAUAUAUGAGUAAAGCAACAUUAAUUAUUUUGUGUAACGUUCCAAACUUCAUUACAUAAAAUGUUUGUCACUUAGUUUACUGUUGACAGUACCUUUUUUUUAUUACAGUAUUAUUAUUAUUUUUUUUUUUUUACAUUUGGUUAAGAGGUGCACUAAUAAAUGAUAUUUUUUAAGCUCCUACAAUGAGAGAGAUGCUGUAUGGCUGUGUUUUUGUAUGGCUGAUAAAUAUUGUGCAUGUACAGUAUUCACAACAAAUAUGUUGUAAAAGAAAUUCCUCAGAAUGCAUAAACAAAUCUUGUAUACAGUUUCUUACACAAGGCCACAAUGUGGCCUCUCCUGGAAACCUAGAUUUUGGAUAUUAUAAAAGCUUUCUCAGACAUUAAGUAUUUGGCAUUUUGAUCCUAGAAAAAUAUUGUUAAGAGUUUGUUUGACCUGUUUAUCUUAUUUUCAUCAUUUUUAGUACAGUACACAAGGCUACUUAUAUUAUGGAGAAGGUACAGACACCAAGUUAAGUGUACCUGUUGUUCAGUAUCUCUGAAAUGUAUUGUGUCAAUUAAAUGUAUCUAAGCUGUAAUGGAAUUAUUCAUAUUAGCCAUGCUUGAGGUUCAUUAUAAAUGUGAAAAUAUUUUUGGCCUUUAUGUGUAACUAAAUUUAAUCAAAUGUUUCUAUAUUUUUAUCAUAAGAUAGCAUUAUAUUUUGUAGCUAAUAUCAGUGAUCAGACUUGAAAAUUGUAAUGAUCCAACACUUUUGUGCCAUAAUAGAGGGUUAGCAUUGUCAAUUUGAAAGAUAUGGGUUUGAGCCCAUAGAUGGGCAGGGUUGGAGAAGUGUGUUCAUUAUACAAUGCAUUGGACCACUCUUAAAGCUUACACAAUUUGACACUUGUUACAUGAGGAAUGUCACCCUUGAAAUUGUAGGUUAUGGUAUGAAAAAUGUUUGUUUGAAUAUUUAUUGAUUUAUUUAUUAACAGUUUGCUGCUUGGUGAGAGAUGAAUAAGAAAACAUUUGAAUGGAAUGAACUGGAAUAAGCAAGAAUAAAUAAGCAACUUG